This is a messenger RNA of Carica papaya (papaya), 643 nucleotides long. RefSeq names its product actin T1-like protein. NCBI's taxonomy places the organism in Eukaryota, Viridiplantae, Streptophyta, Magnoliopsida, Brassicales, Caricaceae. The record is from RefSeq and is a predicted model, not a curated record.
UAAAACCAGUAUCCCCGCAAACGGAGAAGCCUGCGGCUACUAGAGAGCACGAGUAGCAGAGAGCAUAAUCGAAAAUGGAGAAGUACUUUGGAAACGCUUACAGGGGCGACCCAGGAGUUCCUCAUGCCGACGCGGACCGGUUCGUGAACAUAUGGAUCGGGUCGGCUGCUUUCUCUGUUCUUACAUGGAUCAAUCCCUACAUGUGGCAACUUUCUAAUCAAUUCAAUUGGCAUGACAAAGCAAUGUUAUUUGAGCAGCAUCACUGGAAGAAGGCAAGGGCAAAGAACCAGCCAUAUAAAUUCAAGUGGAAUGAGUACAUGGACAAGGACCACCGAGACUCGUAUUACUUUAACUGGCCUGUCUACUUCCCUUAGGUUCUCCUACAUAAGAAAGGUCCAUGCUAUGAAUGUUGUCCGCAGAAGUAUUACAUUCUCCCCUUUUCUUUCUUGGCUGUCUUCCUCUCUUUUCGGUUCUGAUGAAUUUGAAGCUGUUUCAUUAAUUGAAUACUUUUUUGGUAUUUUUUUUCUUAUGAUGGAAAUUCAAUAUCUUAUCCUGUGAAAGAUUAAAAAAAAAACCAAUGAAUAUAGAAACAACAGGAGGUGAUGGGUUAGUUGAUAAUUUUAUGGCAGGUUCUAUUUCUCUA